Molecule: messenger RNA, 1692 nt
Organism: Rosa chinensis
Lineage: Eukaryota; Viridiplantae; Streptophyta; Magnoliopsida; Rosales; Rosaceae
Product: acyl-CoA--sterol O-acyltransferase 1
Exons: 1
Coding region: 462-1571 (369 amino acids)
Biological process (GO): lipid metabolic process
Source: RefSeq, a predicted model, not a curated record
GAGUAGAGCAAAUGCAAUACAGGGUCGAAGACUUUAAUGAAGGUAGGUAGUUUCCUAUGCUGUAUGUGAAUACAGAGGCCAAAGUCGUGUUUAGAUUUGAUACCAUUUUGUUGGUCUCCACUGAUAUUUUCGUUGCUUUUGGUUAGGAAUAAAUUCUGAUUCAUAUGUCAAAUAAUGCUCUUGGUUGAUCAUGACAAGUCUGCCGGCCCCUUAUUAAUAGCCAGUCGUUCCAGACUCAUCUUUAGCUUCACAACUCCAAAAAAAUAUCUCCCAUUUGAAGCUAUCAUCUUCUCUGGCUCUCUGCUUUCUUUACUUAUCUGGUCCAACAUCCAAACUUCCAGUCUGAUCUCAGGUCAAGUUAUCCGAAUUUUCGUUGCAUUUACUGAUCGUGUCGCCAUUUUGGAUCCGUAAAGAUCUAAUAGCAAAGCGAUCGAGAUUGAGAUCAGUUCAUCUGGGAGAAAAUGGUGAUGGAGCUAGGUGAGAUGGGAAGCUUCAUCAGGGUAUGGCUCUUUGUUUUCUUAUCUCUAUGCUACUGCUAUGCAUUACCAAGGUUUGUGCCAAAAGGAGUUCCAAGACUCUUGUGUAUACUUCCAAUUGUGUGCCUCUUUCUAGACCUUCCUCUUCACCUGUCCUCCAUACAUCUUGGAGGCACCACUGCUUUCUUCAUUGCUUGGCUUGCCAACUUCAAGCUCUUGCUUUUCGCUUUCGGAAAAGGCCCUUUAUCUUCGGACCCUUCAAUCUCUCUUCCCCGUUUCAUCGCCGUCGCUUGCUUGCCGAUCAAGAUCCAACAAAGCCCGGUUCCAAAAUCCCAUGACCAAAAUGGCCACAACAAAGAAAAGCCAUUUCCAGGAAUGCCCAAAAAGGGCCAAAAAUCCCUCAUAAAUUACGCAACCAAGGGCCUACUUUUGGGUUUGUUGGUACGAGUAUAUAACUACAGUGAGCAUAUUCAUCCAAAGCUCCUAUGGGUCAUGUAUUGCUUCCACAUUUAUUUUGCAUUGGAAAUCAUCCUGGUUGUAGUUGCAACUGUGGUUCGACUUGUCAUGGGACUCGAACUCGAGCCACAGUUCAAUGAACCAUACCUUGCAUCUUCGCUCCAAGACUUUUGGGGCCGAAGGUGGAACAUCAUGGUCACCAGCAUUCUCCGCCCCACCGUAUACGAGCCUGUUCUCACAGUGGCAACACGUGUAGUGGGGCGCAAAUGGGCCCCUCUACCGGCCGUAAUGGGGACUUUUGUGGUGUCGGCAAUCAUGCACGAGCUCAUAUUCUACUACCUUGGGCGUAUGAGUCCCACAUGGGAAGUUACCUGGUUCUUUCUCCUCCACGGGGGGUGUUUGGUGGUUGAGAUCGCCGUCAAGAAGGCAGUUGCUUCACGAAGGUUCCAGUUGCCUAGGCUGAUAUCGGGACCGUUGACGGUUGCAUUUGUGACGGCCACCGUGUUCUGGCUCUUCUUGCCUGCACUGCUCCGGUGUAAGGUGGAUGUGAGGGCGUUGGAGGAGUACGCCGCCGCCGGCACAUUUGUGAAGAAUGUAGGUCGUGCUUUCAUUUCUAACGUGAUGAAAUCCACGACAUAGCUUAAAUUUUGACACAAGUAGCAUAGAAAACAUACACACACGAGAGUGUACCUAACCAGCUGGCUCGCCUACAUGUAUGCCUUUCUUAAUCUGAUUUUGAUAUAUUCAAAUUUCUUCUCAA